Molecule: messenger RNA, 425 nt
Organism: Loa loa (African eye worm)
Lineage: Eukaryota; Metazoa; Nematoda; Chromadorea; Rhabditida; Onchocercidae
Exons: 4
Cellular component (GO): membrane
Source: RefSeq, a predicted model, not a curated record
AGUUUAAAUGUUGCGGUGUUAGAGGAUAUCGAGACUGGUUGUACUCUUCAUGGGGACGCGAUACUCCCGAAAAAACUGAACUCGGAAUAGGUUAUUCGGAUAUUGGUAAGGUACCCCGAUCAUGUUGCAAUGAACAGGGUAUACGCGAUUACCCAACUGAUUGUGGAUUAACUUUCGACAAGUUGGAACUUUGGACCUACGAACCUUUUAUUUAUUCGAAGGGUUGUAGUGAAGCAAUUCAUGAUGCAGCCAAUAGUCACCUGGAUAUUGCAAUUAUGGUCUGCGUUAUUAUGGGUACUACUGAGUUAUUGGGUAUGUUUCUAACGAUGUUGUUGUGCUGCUGGCUAAACGUUGAACAACGGCGAAAAGCAAGCUUGUAAAAAAGUGUGGUUGACCAGAGAAGAAAAAGAGAACUUCUGAUACGA